AAGUUAUUAAAUUGAAUUAUAUUUAAAUGUUCAUUGUUUAGUUUAUAUCAUUCAAUCAUCUAUUGAAAUUGAAUAAAAGUAAUUUUAUUUAAAAGAAGAAGAAGAAAGAAAAAUAGGCGAUAAAAUAUGAAAUUAAUUAAUUUUUAUUUGAUUACAUGUAUACUAUUAAUUUAUAGUGAUCAAGGAUUUUCACAUGAUGAUUAUGAUGAUGAUGCUAGUUCAUUUUUCGAUUAUGGAAAUAAUUUAUAUGGUGGAUAUUAUUCAGGAAAUUAUGAUGAUGAUCAUCAACAUCCACCACCAGAUAAUCCAGAUGGAGAAGGUCCACCACCACCACCACCACCCCCACCACCACCACCACGACCAUCACCACCAUCACGACCAUCACCACCAUCACGACCAUCACCACCUCGGAAUGAUGGUCAGCAGCAACAACAAAUGCCUCCACCACCUCCACCACCUCCACGUCGUGAAGAACCUCAAGGACCAGAUCGGCCUGAUGGUGACAGAGAUCAUUAUCGGCCACAUAAUAACCGCAGUUAUCAUCACCGAUAUUAUGAUGAUUUAGAUAGAUAUGAUAUGGAAGUGAGAGAUUUAGUUUUCAGUGGAUAUCAUCAUUAUAGACCAAAAUAUUAUGGAGAAGGUCAUGAUUUAAAAGGUGAAGCAGAGUAUGGUUAUACAGCAAAAGAUCCUACUAAAUAUGAUCAAUAUGGGAAUUAUUUACCUGAUUAUAGCAAUAAACCGCAAAAUACUCCACCGCCUAUACCUGCUCCCAGUGCAUUACAAAAUGGUGAUGGUGGAUCAAAUGGUAACGAAAAUCAUGGUCACACACCAAAAGAUCCUACCAGAUAUGAUCGAUAUAAGAAUUAUAUACCUAAUAAGCACGUAGAUCCGGAAAAUCUUCCACCGCCUAUACCUGUUCCUAAUGCAGGACAAAACGAUAAUGAUGAAGAGGAAAAUGAUAAACACGAUGAAGAAGAAGAAGAGAACGAAUCUAAGCCGAAAAAGUAUGUUAAAUAUAAGAAAUAUAAAACGUCAACCAAACGGACGUCACGUAGGAAAAACGGAAAAUCGAAAAAAUACAGAAAGAAAGGAAAGAAAGGAAAGUAUGGAAGUAAAGGAAAGUAUAAAAAAUAUCGGUAUAAGUAUACGACAGAAGAAAUGCCACAUCCAACACCAUAUCCAGAAGAGCCAGUUCCUCCACCAGAUGAGGAAGAAAACGAAGGAAGCCAAGAAGAGUGAUGGUGGUAAAUACAGAUGAGUCAAAUGCAAGCGAAAACAAAAUGAAAAAUGGUCUUUAUCUUAAGCUAGUAUGAAUUGUUGAUACAAAUGAAAUGUUAUAGUGAUAAUAAUAGUAAUGAUAAUAAUAAUGAUAAUAAUAACAUAACGCUAUAUAUUACAACUAAUAAAUACAAAUUCUUUAUUCAUUAAUUCAUUUGUAAAUGUAUUCAAAGUGAAAAAAAUAUAUACGAGUAAUUAAGAAAA
Molecule: messenger RNA, 1482 nt
Organism: Schistosoma margrebowiei
Lineage: Eukaryota; Metazoa; Platyhelminthes; Trematoda; Strigeidida; Schistosomatidae
Source: the annotation of a GenBank genome assembly